AGGGACAACAGUUGACAACUUUGAGGCCACGGCUCAUUUCGUCACUUAGCACACUACUCGCGUUGGGCAGUAUUAUAAUAAUAUCACUCGUAAUCGACCUUGGAUGAAUUUACUUAAGCUACGGGAGUAGAUCAACAAAAACAAAAUGGCAACGUCGACUACAUUUCAGAAGGAAGACGAACCGACGAAAGCAGAGAUCCAGACUCUGUGCCCCGUCAAAUUGGGGAAAAUUCUGGUCGGCAAGACCAUGGAUAUGCUUGUCGACUACCACGAGCCUCUGAACUUGUAUACCGGAGAGUACAAGGACAAGAUUUCGGGAACAAGCCAGGAGCAGAAGAAACAAGCGAAAGCGGAGAUGCUGGCUGUUAAGGGUUUCCAAAUCCUAUCACGCGCUACCAUCUUUGAGCCUUUUCCUAGUUGGAAAGAAAUUAAGGAUGUUCUGCCGAGUGAUAUAAUUCCGUAACCUCUAACAAUUCUUUGGUGGGCUCCAGGGUGAAGUGUGCUACCAACAAAAUCUAUAUGGAUCGCUGCCGCAAACGUCUGGCUGAGCACUUCAAGGACAACACGAACGCCUUAAUGGCUACGAAAGACAUCGAAGAGCAGACCGCCAAAGUGAAAAACGUUCUGGAUCAGAUGAAGCAAAAUGUGGAAUGCGGAAAGUACGAGAUGCUGGACACCUCGUUUAUCGAUCUGGGAGUGGUUCACUGUGCGAUGGGCUUUGAUUACGGGUAGGUCAAAGAUGUCCGCGCUGCUGUUUGUUUUGCUUGUCCUAAGGAAAAACGCAAAACAAACAGGAAGCAGAGACCUCAAGACCUUACUUCUAAGUUUAGGAGCAGAUGCCAAACCCCCGCAAGGUCAAUCCCUUUAAGAUUGAGGAGGGAUUUACUGCGUCGCAGGGUCAGCCUGGAUGCGAGAUGAUGUGAGUGGUUUUCUACUGCCAGCUGAUGACUCAGGUUAUAUUUCUAGGCUGAAGCAGAAUCAGACGCAUGAGCAUGCUAGUACCUAAGGAGCUGACUGAACUGAUUCAUAUGACGGGACGGCUUUGACAUUCCCAAGAACCAAAAACAUGCUUUCGAAUUCAACUGAGUUUUUACUGCGCAGGAGUAGCCACAUCACUGGGG
Molecule: messenger RNA, 1121 nt
Organism: Amoebophrya sp. A25
Lineage: Eukaryota; Dinophyceae; Syndiniales; Amoebophryaceae
Source: the annotation of a GenBank genome assembly